AUGAUGUCCCCAAGGAGUUUCCUUUACUACAAUAGGCAGCCCUCGGCCUCGACCAACCCUCCACCAUCCUCUCCCUCCCCUUCAAGUCUCACGCGCAAACCGACCAACAACAGCUACGCCGUCAGCCCGAGAUCAACUACUACUGCUGCUGCUGUUACAAAGACGACAUCAACCACUCCCGUCAACAUCCCCAGAACGGCUCUGCCUUCUGCCCUACUGGAUCGGAAAAAGGAUGCUCAGAACGUGUCCUUCACCCUCACGCCUAUCCCUACUUCUCCCACUACCACCUCAGCUACCAUGGCCAAAAGGAAGGAUGCUCGCCGCGAAACUUCUAAGUUGGCGCCCUCGAGCCCUCCCCGGACAACAACCAGCGUAAAUACUAGGCCGACCACUCCGACUACGCCUGUUCAGAUUCCUUCAAAAUCAAAGGCAACCCCGUUUUACACCUCCAACCGCCAUGCGCAUCGGAAGCCCUCCCGUCCGAGGGACGUUCACUCGCCGGAUGCCGUCCCGCCUGCUAUGCUGGCCCUAUUGGCGGUCACUGACAUUCCUCGGCCUCGACGCAGUUUGAGGCAAAGGCUAUCCAGAGACCAGGCCAUGACUUUGGAAGCCGUUAUCGAGAGACAGCAAGUUUGUGAAAAAGAACUUAGUCUCACUUUUGGCAAGAGUCCCCUGGACCUACUGUUGUCGCCACCCGACGACUUGACAGACGACGAUAUGUCAGUUAGCGAUAGCGGUCUUGGUUCCGUAUUAUCCACCAGAACUGUCUCUGUGGAAUCAGUUCCCUCACUGGGCGAUUCCUUUUCCACCGAUACACUAUCUUCGGUUGAGUCACCGUAUGGAUCCAGCCCGCGAAGGAAGCGCUCACGCCAACCCAGGCGUUCGCUGGAGCCCAUAUCGUCUCCUCCCGGUCAGCCCGAGGACCACCCGUUGUCCCGCGACCGGGUCAGCGUUGAUGAGAUUGACUUUAGAGUAUUCGACGAGUCUCAGGAUGAGGAGAACACCAAGUCAGAGUUCUCCUUUUCUGACUACACCUUCCCGCUGCGCCCUCUCAAGUCAGCGUUCAAGUCCAAUUUGACUGCAUCGCUUCGCGCCCUGCGCUCGGCUGCACGAUCCAUCUCAGCCAUCAACUUUUCGUCUAUCCCGCCCGACGACUUCCUCACGAGAUCCAUUCUCACCAUCGACCCCAAGGUCCCUUAUACGGAUGAGCGACGACCCCCGGUGCUUGAGGAGGAGCCGUCGGCUGCGUUGCGUCGGUACCUGAACCCCACGACAAACGCUCGAAUUGAGCCCCACCCUGUAGCGGCCACUACGCCGACGGGCACGCGAAGCUUUACUGCGUCUAUCCAGAUGCAAACAUACAAGGUUCAGAAAAGCCGGAGUGCACCACCCACGUCAACUCGGAGCCCCUCCCCGGCGACAUCGGCGGUCACGACUCAGUCAACACCUUAUCAGCCCCCAGCACAAUCUCCGACCCAGACCGCAUUCACGUAUCCUCCCGGAGGCAUGCGUCAGCGAGAGAUGCGGGAGAACUCGGACUUCAUUCGUAUCGCGGUCAUGGAGAUGGCGAUGCGCAAACAGGGCAAGCUCGAUGACCAACGACCAGGCCGCGCUCGCUGGGCGUUGCCGCCGCGAAAGGCCAGCCUACGUCCUUACGAUGUCGGCACCGACGGCGUCCCGGCACGAUGGAUUCCAGUGUCGCAUUGA
This is a messenger RNA of Colletotrichum godetiae, 1707 nucleotides long. RefSeq lists its product as uncharacterized. NCBI's taxonomy places the organism in Eukaryota, Fungi, Ascomycota, Sordariomycetes, Glomerellales, Glomerellaceae. The transcript has a single exon. The record is from RefSeq and is a predicted model, not a curated record. The coding region runs from base 1 to 1707 and encodes 568 amino acids.